Molecule: messenger RNA, 932 nt
Organism: Cajanus cajan (pigeon pea)
Lineage: Eukaryota; Viridiplantae; Streptophyta; Magnoliopsida; Fabales; Fabaceae
Product: translation initiation factor
Biological process (GO): respiratory electron transport chain
Cellular component (GO): membrane
Source: RefSeq, a predicted model, not a curated record
GAGAGGGUGAUAGUAGCCAGUAGGCGUGUCUCUUUGCUUUCCUCACCUUUCCACUCUCCCUCUCUAUAUCCAUCAUUCAAGACCAGUGCUGUGCAAUUCGUCUUUGUUUUGGCGCAUACCAAAAUGUCCAUGUCCAUUGCUUCUGUUGGCGUCGCUCUGCGUCCUCUCUCUCUCUCUUCCCCAUGUUCAGCUCUGUUCCAGUCCCGAAACUCCUUCGCCAAGUGUCUCGCGUCCAAAGAGGAUUUUCCCCAACUCAAAUCGACAAAACGCACCCAAACCAUCUUACGCUCUUUCUCUCCGUUCCCGAUGCUGUGCGCCGCUGCUCUCUUACCCGGAGGUGAAGCCAUUACUUCCGCGUUUGGGCCUUUCGUUGACCUUGUGAAGUCCUGGAAUUUGCCGGACUGGCUCGUGCAUUGGGGCCACCCUGGCAACAUGGCGGUUGUGCUCUUUGCUAUGGGUGGCUAUGGUACUUAUCUCGGUUUUCGUAUUCGUUAUUCUGAUAAUCUGGAGGAAAAGGCUCAGGCCAAGGAUUUGCAUCCUAAGCUUUUAGCUGGUAUGUUUUUCUUCUUUGCUUUUGGAGCUACAGGUGGAAUAACAUCUCUACUCACUUCGGAUAGACCCAUUUUUGAGAGUCCUCAUGCUGUCACAGGUGUCACUGGUCUUGCUUUGUUGACAAUACAAACUAUAUUGCCAACACUUUUUGAGGGAAAUCCUGGACUGAGGAAUGUUCAUGGUAUCUUGGGUAGUGGUAUCAUGACGCUUUUUCUUGUUCAUUUUGCCCUUGGACUUCAAUUAGGCUUCAGUUACUAAUUACAGCUUCCGUUGAACCUGUCUUGUUAUGUUGAGGUUAUUUAUUUUAGUUAUGGUGUACAUACAUUCUUUCCUGCACAGUUUCUUAGCCCCAAUUGAGAACUCUGAUUACCAUGAUGCUA